Condylostylus longicornis is the source of this 441-nucleotide messenger RNA. RefSeq lists its product as uncharacterized. Gene Ontology annotation, cellular component: membrane coat; intracellular membrane-bounded organelle. Gene Ontology annotation, biological process: vesicle-mediated transport; intracellular protein transport. The transcript has 4 exons. The record is from RefSeq and is a predicted model, not a curated record. The coding region runs from base 1 to 441 and encodes 146 amino acids. NCBI's taxonomy places the organism in Eukaryota, Metazoa, Arthropoda, Insecta, Diptera, Dolichopodidae.
AUGAUCAAGUUUGUAUUGAUGGUUAACAAACAGGGUCAAACAAGACUCUCCCAAUAUUACGAAUACAAACCAAUAUCUGAACGCGUUGCGCUGGAGGGUGAACUCAUACGACGGUGUUUAUCAAGAACAGAAUCCCAAUGUUCAUUCGUCGAAUUUCGUCAAUAUAAAGUCAUUUAUCGGCGAUACGCUUCAUUAUAUUUCAUUCUUGGCGUUGAUCAAGAUGACGUUAACGAAUUAGCGGCCCUGGAACUCAUUCACGCUCUGGUUGAAACCCUUGAUAAAUAUUUUGAGAAUGUUUGUGAGCUCGAUAUUAUGUUCAAUCUUGAAAAGGCACAUUUCAUAUUAGAUGAAAUGAUUGCUAAUGGCUGUGUUGUGGAUACAAACAAGUCAAAUGUUCUAGCACCGAUCUACUUAAUGGAAAAAGCAGCAAAUGCAAGCUGA